Drosophila sechellia is the source of this 4012-nucleotide messenger RNA. It is a transcript of the gene Nrd1, whose product is annotated as Nardilysin. Gene Ontology annotation, molecular function: metalloendopeptidase activity; metal ion binding. The coding region runs from base 167 to 3577 and encodes 1136 amino acids. Lineage: Eukaryota; Metazoa; Arthropoda; Insecta; Diptera; Drosophilidae. Gene Ontology annotation, biological process: proteolysis. The record is from RefSeq and is a predicted model, not a curated record. The transcript has 4 exons.
CACUAAACCCACGUCUUUCGAUUAAGAGCUUGUAUGGUUAACAUAUAAAUUAGUUGCCUUUGCGUCGGAUAUUGGACAGCCUGUGAUUUUUUCCAUCUGGAUUUUCCAUAGAUCCGAUCACAGUUGAUACGGAUUCUCAUACGUCUUAUUCUCAUUCGAGUUUUGCAUGCUCUGGCAGCGAUACAGCGCACAGUUGUUCAGGAGAUUCGAAUUUCACGUACGUACGAAACGCCGGAGCCCAAUUACUCAAUUAGCCGGCGUACGGGCGAUCACAUACAGCUCGUUGUGCAAAAUGACCGACCAGGUCAAGUAUCUGGACACACCGGACAAGUCGGAAACGGACAAGAAGCUUUACAAGACUCUGCUCUUGGGGAAUGGAUUGCAUGCGUUGAUUGUCUCUGAUCCCAGUCCCAUGCCACACGAUGGCUUUACCACAUCUGAGUCGUCCUCGAAUAAGUCGAGUCUGUCGACCAGCGGUUCCACGACUUCACGCAGCGAUUCCAGCUCAUCUACCUCCACCAAUAGUGAGAGCAGCGAGGAAACGGACAGCGAGGAAGGUGACGAGAAACUGGCCGCCUGCGCCCUAUUGAUUGAUUAUGGAUCUUUUGCUGAGCCCACAAAAUACCAGGGACUGGCACACUUUCUCGAGCACAUGAUCUUUAUGGGCUCCGAGAAGUACCCAAAGGAGAACAUUUUCGAUGCACAUAUUAAGAAAUGCGGCGGCUUUACCAAUGCCAACACUGACUGCGAGGAGACGCUUUUCUAUUUCGAGGUAGCCGAGAAGCAUCUGGACUCCAGUUUAGAUUAUUUUACGGCCCUGAUGAAGGCUCCGCUGAUGAAGCAGGAGGCUAUGCAACGCGAGCGCAGCGCCGUGGACUCAGAGUUCCAGCAGAUUCUUCAGGAUGAUGAGACCAGGCGUGAUCAACUGCUGGCCAGUUUGGCCACCAAAGGUUUCCCCCACGUCACCUUUGCCUGGGGCAAUAUGAAGUCGCUAAAGGAGAACGUCGACGAUGCGGAGCUGCACAAGAUUUUGCACGAGAUCCGCAAGGAGCACUAUGGCGCCAAUCGCAUGUACGUUUGCCUGCAGGCUCGUAUGCCCAUCGAUGAGCUGGAAGCACUCGUGGUGAGCCACUUCUCUGGUAUUCCACACAAUGACGUGAAGGCUCCCGAUUUGAGCAGCUUCAACUACAAGGACGCCUUUAAGGCCGAGUUCCACGAGCAGGUCUUCUUCGUCAAGCCGGUGGAGAACGAGACCAAAUUGGAGCUGACUUGGGUGCUGCCGAAUGUACGUCAGUAUUACCGCAGCAAGCCCGACCAAUUCCUCUCGUAUCUGCUGGGCUACGAGGGACGUGGCAGCCUGUGCUCCUACCUGAGACGCCGCCUAUGGGCUCUCCAACUGAUUGCUGGCAUCGAUGAGAACGGCUUUGAUAUGAACUCCAUGUAUGCCCUGUUUAACAUUUGCAUUUAUCUCACCGACGAGGGCUUUAAGAAUCUGGACGAGGUCUUGGCCGCAACAUUUGCCUACGUCAAGCUCUUUUCGAACUGCGGUUCGAUGAAGGAAGUUUACGAGGAGCAACAGCGCAUCGAGGAAACCGGUUUCCGUUUCAAUGCUCAGCGUCCAGCCUUUGACAAUGUACAGGAGCUGGUGUUGAACUCGAAGUAUUUCCCACCAAAAGAUAUUCUCACCGGCAAGGAGCUCUACUAUGAGUACAAUGAGGAGCAUCUCAAAGAACUGAUUAGCCACCUGAAUGAGAUGAAGUUCAACCUGAUGGUGACCUCACGCAAAAAGUAUGAAGGCGUCUCCGCCUUUGAUAAGACGGAAGAGUGGUUCGGCACCGAGUACGCCACCAUUCCAAUGCCAGAGAAGUGGCGCAAGCUGUGGGAGGACUCGAAGCCCCUUCCGGAAUUGUUCUUGCCCGAGCCGAAUAAAUUUGUCACGGAAGACUUCACACUGCAUUGGCACUCGAUGGGAAAGCCGGAAGUUCCCGAAUCCCCGAAGUUGCUGAUCAAGACGGACACGUGCGAGCUCUGGUUCCGCCAGGACGAUAAGUUCGAUUUACCUGAAGCCCAUAUGGCUUUCUAUUUUAUCUCGCCGCUGCAGCGGCAAAGUGCCAAGAACGAUGCCAUGUGCUCACUUUACGAGGAAAUGGUCAGGUUCCAUGUGUGCGAGGAACUUUAUCCAGCCAUAAGCGCCGGACUCUCUUACACCAUAAGCACCAUCGAAAAGGGCUUGCUCCUCAAAGUGUGCGGCUACAAUGAAAAACUGCAUCUCAUCGUGGAAGCCAUUGCCGAAGGCAUGCUCCAUGUGGCAGAGACGCUCGACGAAAAUAUGCUUUCUGCCUUCGUAAAGAACCAGCGUAAAACCUUUUUCAACACUUUGAUCAAGCCAAAGGCACUGAACAGAGAUGUUCGUCUCUGUGUUCUGGAACGAGUCCGCUGGCUGAUGAUCGACAAGUUCAAGUGCCUAAACGGUAUUACUUUGGAGGAGAUGCGCGAGUUCGCCCAGGAGUUCCCCAAGCAACUAUACAUCCAGUCUCUCAUCCAGGGCAACUAUACGGAGGAGUCCGCUCACAAUGUAAUGAACUCGUUGCUAAGUCGCCUCGACUGCAAGCAGAUCAGGGACCGUGGACACUACUUGGACGAUGUUACCGUAAAGCUGCCGGUGGGAACUAGUAUUAUCCGAUGCCAUGCGCUCAAUGAGCAGGAUACAAACACGGUGAUCACAAACUUCUAUCAAAUCGGACCCAAUACCGUUCGUGUGGAGAGCAUUCUUGAUCUGUUGAUGAUGUUCGUGGACGAACCAUUGUUUGACCAAUUGAGGACCAAAGAGCAGCUGGGCUACCAUGUGGGCGCCACUGUUAGAGUCAACUACGGCAUUGCUGGCUAUUCCAUUAUGGUUAACUCACAGGAAACAAAGACAACGUCCAGCCAUGUGGAGGGCCGCAUCGAGGUGUUCCGAGCCAAAAUGCUGCAAAUUCUGCGCCACCUGCCUGAGGAUGAAUACGAACACACUCGCGACUCGCUGAUCAAGCUGAAGCUGGUGGCGGACAUGGCAUUGAGCACGGAAAUGAAUCGCAACUGGGACGAGAUCAUUAACGAACACUAUCUCUUCGAUCGUCGACGGCGCCAGAUUGAAGUAUUGCGCACGCUUCAAAAGAAUGAGAUCAUUGAUUUUGUUAUGGGUAUUGACGGCAAUAACAUGAGGAAGCUAUCCGUACAGGUGAUUGGCCAUCGGCCAGAAGGUGUCCCGGAACCAUUGUGUGGUACCCAUGACGAAGACACCGCCAACAACGCUAGCAAAUCGGAUGAUGAGAGUGAAUCUGAAAAUGACGAGGAGGAAGAAGUUUCAUCGGAGGAGGAGAAGGAGGUGGCCGACGAAGACGAUCUAUUUUAUGCACUAGAAAACAAGUUGAAUGUCGUCUUCCUGCCCGUUUCAUUCAACGAUGCAUUUAUUAUCACGGAUAUUUGUAAAUUCAAGGACGAUCAACACGUUUUUCCCAAGCAAAAGACCCAGCCGACGAAAGAGGAGGAUGAAUUGAUCUCUGCUCACAUUGCGAGUGUAAUCCGUCAGGUGUGAGAUUUACGGCCAUACCAACCACCCACCACCACCCAACAAACUAUCUACGAUUUCGAUUUUUUUUUUAAUUAGCCAAAGGUAGACGAUUAGUUACACAGGAAGUAACCUCUUUUCCACGACAUCCUCCUGACCAAGUCGGGAAUUUACUCUUAUGUUGUAAUACGCUCAUUAAUUAUAAAUUAGAAACACAGCAAAUGACGAAUGCAUUUUAAAGCAUAGAGGAGACACCAUAUAUGUUCGAUUCCAAUGGACUUUCGUACUUCAGGAAAAAAUAUUCAAAAUCUGAUGUGAUCAAGUUGCCUAAUUAGAAAACAACUUCCGAUGCAAUUUGCUGGUAUGGGGACUCUUCUUUCCGCAUCUAUCGUUUUAUUCAUACAAUAUGUACAUCAGUGCUUUUUGUUUAUUAACAAUAAAGUUACACAUAAAGAAUGUUAA